Molecule: messenger RNA, 943 nt
Organism: Daucus carota subsp. sativus
Lineage: Eukaryota; Viridiplantae; Streptophyta; Magnoliopsida; Apiales; Apiaceae
Exons: 8
Coding region: 108-653 (181 amino acids)
Biological process (GO): formation of translation preinitiation complex
Molecular function (GO): RNA binding
Source: RefSeq, a predicted model, not a curated record
UGAAAAAAUCCGGGUCAAAUUCAGACCCAUACCACAAAGUAGAUUCGCCUUCACUGAUAAAGAAACGCAAGGUUUUUGAUUCAGCAGACACUCUCUCUACUUCAAAGAUGUUCAAAAAGUUUUCGUCUGAGGAGGUAUCUGGGCAAAAUCAAGUUAAGGCUUCAGUGCAACGUAAAAUCCGGCAGAGCAUUACUGAUGAGUAUCCGGGACUUGAACCUGUAAUGGAUGAUUUACUUCCUAAAAAGUCCCCACUUAUUGUUGUGAAAUGCCAGAAUCAUUUGAACUUAGUCGUAGUCAACAAUGUGCCACUAUUUUUCAAUGUGCGUGAUGGGCCAUACAUGCCAACCCUUCGACUUCUUCAUCAAUAUCCAGAAAUAAUGAAAAAGCUGCAGGUAGACAGGGGUGCAAUAAGAUUUGUGCUCGCAGGUGCAAACAUUAUGUGCCCAGGGCUUACAUCUCCUGGUGGUUACUUGGAUGAAGAAGUUGGUGCAGAAACUCCUGUGGCCAUAAUGGCUGAAGGAAAGCAGCAUGCUCUUGCUAUCGGCUUUACGAAAAUGUCAGCAAAGGAUAUUAAGGCAGUCAAUAAAGGAAUUGGCGUGGACAACAUGCAUUAUCUUAAUGAUGGUCUUUGGAAGAUGGAGAAACUAGACUGAGCUUGUGCCAGGAAUACAAAUUUAAGUGAAGAGGCUGCUUAAUGAAACAGAAUUUCUCAUCCUUGGGCAGUUUUUCCGUUGCAAUGAAAGUAGUUGUGAAGCUUGUCAGGAUGAGCUUAUAACCGAAGUUAUUUACAUGUAGAAUUACGGAUUAUUAUCCAAGAGCUUCGUUUUGUUUAUAAUCAAAUUGUGGUUCAGAUUCGAUACCUAUUGUUCCUUAAUGAGCAGAUUGGAUACCUCAAUAGUGUGGUUCCAAACAGAUGGAAUGUCAUGUUUACAAAUUUGUGAUA